This is a messenger RNA of Colletotrichum orchidophilum, 471 nucleotides long. RefSeq lists its product as uncharacterized. Lineage: Eukaryota; Fungi; Ascomycota; Sordariomycetes; Glomerellales; Glomerellaceae. The transcript has 3 exons. The record is from RefSeq and is a predicted model, not a curated record. Gene Ontology annotation, cellular component: membrane. Bases 1 to 471 code for a protein of 156 amino acids.
AUGUCUUUCUUCGGUCUGGACCUCGCCCAAAAGGGGCUCUCCCUUUACACUAUCCCGGCUGCUUUCCUGAUGGCCCUGCUGCCCAAUGUCUACGCCGUCUCCGGAGCAGGAGUGCAUUACGACCUCUGCAACCCGCGAAAGCUCCAGACCAGCGUCGUGGCUGACGACAAGCUAGACAAAAUCGUCAAAGCCCGCAUCCUCCGUGCCAAGGCCGCGUCGGAGAAUGCCUUUGAGACCCUCGGUUUCUACUCGGCUGCCGUCGUCGCCGCCAACUUUGCCGGUGUGGACGCCGAGACCGUCAACCUCUUGACGCUGGGCUACAUCGGCUCUAGGGUCCUGUACAACAUCAUCUACGUGCGCCUGCAGGACAACCGUAGCUUCGGCCCCGCGCGAAGCCUCGCCUGGAUGGCCAGCAUUGCCAUCACUGUUACGUUGUAUGUCAAGGCAGCUUCGCAAUUGGCGUCCUCCUAG